This is a messenger RNA of Pomacea canaliculata, 2647 nucleotides long. Its product is annotated as SET and MYND domain-containing protein 4-like. Bases 215 to 2527 code for a protein of 770 amino acids. NCBI's taxonomy places the organism in Eukaryota, Metazoa, Mollusca, Gastropoda, Architaenioglossa, Ampullariidae. The record is from RefSeq and is a predicted model, not a curated record. Gene Ontology annotation, molecular function: protein binding. The transcript is spliced from 17 exons.
CCGGAGAAAACCCCCGAAGCCCAGCCCUCUGGACAGGUCAUACACAUAGUGUCACAAGACGAGAUCUGAAUUCUGAGCUGCUCACUGUAGUGGUGACAAGCUACAUUAUAUGGCGGUCAACCAGCUACAUACUCUCGCUCUCCUAAUAUCUACAUACGUGUUUAGUUUAUCCCUAAAUGUUUAGAUUCUUAAUCUGUAUACCCUCGAAAACAAAAUGGCCGUGCCAACAGGCUUUGGAAACUGGCAAGAAGCUUUAGAUAAUCUCCUGCACGAGGGCAAACGCUGCUGCUUAUCCAGUGAAUUUCAGCAGAUUAAAUGUGAUGAAGAUCGGGUGAAAUUUAUAAUCAACAAAAAAUUAUUACUAAAUGUCAGCUGGCUAAAAUUCUACUUUAGGGAGUGUUGCUCACAGUUUCACACAAAGUCUGGAGAGAAAGCAGCACAGCACAGAAGUCUUGGAAAUAAACUUUUUCAGGAGAAGAAAUAUCAGGCAGCACUUUUACACUACACCAAGAGUGUACAGUUUGCUCCAAGUUCGAUGAAUGACUUGGCUCUUGCCUAUGGUAACCGGUCAGCAGUUCUGUUUCAUCAACUGCAGUACCAGGAAUGUUUGACAGACAUAACACGAGCAAUGGAAGCUAGAUUUCCAACAGAGUCCAUACACAAGCUGCACAUACGCAGAUGCAGGUGUUUUCUGAAGCUAGGUCGUACUAUAGAUGCUAGAGCAGAAAUGGACAUUUUGCAUCUUUUAGCUGAUAAAGCUGACAGCAAAGAAACAAAAGAAAUCAUUUCACAAGAAUUAAAAAAACUAGAAAAAGAUUUGAUAGAUGCAGAUACGCAGCUGAUUGUAAAUACCCAGGCACAUUGUGAAUUUGACCUGAGUGUGUCACAUGAACAAAAUGACAUUCUUGUCCAAGCAUCCUCUGCAAUUUGCCUGAAAAUGUCAUCUUCUCAGGGCAGAUUUCUUGAGGCAAAGUAUGACAUAAGUGCAGGAGAUACCCUGAUUGUUGAGCGACCAUUUGCUGCAGUUUUGUUACCAGAUCAUUACAGUACCCAUUGUCAUAAUUGUUUUGUGAGACUACCUGUUAAUCCUAUUGGAUGUCAGCGGUGCAGCCAUGUACUAUUCUGCCAUGAAGACUGCAGAGAUGUGUCCUGGAGGACAUUUCACAGUGUGGAGUGCCCAUACCUGGACAUCUUGCAUUCAGUAGGCAUUGCACAUCUUGCCUUACGCAUUGUUGUAACAGCUGGAUUACGCUUUCUUCUCGAAUUUCUUCAAGAUGAAAAACAGAGAAGUGGUCGAGUCCCUGGUUUAACACCUGAAGGCCGUUACGAGCGAAAUUACCUGACAGUGUUUGAUUUAAUGACUCAUACUGAUGACAUGAUGCUGGAUGAUCUGUUUCAAUACUCCUUAACAGCAGCAUUGUUGCUUGGAAUACUAGUUCAUUCAGGGUGGCUAGAUUCUUCUUCCACAUCACCUUCACAGCUGGACACACAUAAUGGCAUCCUCCAUGGUUGGGAGGAGAAAUUUACAAGAUUUUUGAAGUUUAUAAAGGAUGAAGAAGCAGAAGAUGAACAAGAUGAAGAAGAGGCCCAAGCUGGCAUUGUUGUUGGUGGCCUAUUGCUAAGACAUAUUCAACAGCUUGUGUGUAAUGCACAUGCAAUCACAACUUUGCAGACAACACAGGCUGACAAAGAAAAUGCUGUACAGUUACAGAGUCAGGUGCGAAUUGCUACAGCAAUAUACCCGACAGCCAGUCUGAUGAAUCACUCCUGUGAUCCAACCAUCAUAUCUAGUUUUCAUAAGGAUAUUUUGGUUGUCAAGAGCAUUAAGGACAUUUCAGCAGGAGGAGAAAUCUUCAACUGCUAUGGUCCUCACUGGAAACGCAUGAAGCUGAAAGAGCGACAAGAAAUACUCAAGACACAGUAUUUUUUUGACUGCCAGUGUGAGCCCUGCUUAAAGGAGGAAGAUGGAAUGAAAAUCUGGGAUACUGUCCUGUGUCAGACCUGUGGAAAUUCAAUGUCAGUCCAGCAGAAGGCAGAUGUGUGUUCUAAUUGUCAUGUCACUUGUGAUGUGGCAGCUAUGCUGUCUGAGCUGCAGGUGGGAGACAAACACUUCACAGAAGGCAUUCAGCGCAUGGAGUUUGAUGACCAUCAGCGUGCUAUGUCUAGUUUGGAAGCAUGUCUUAAAAUUCGUGAAAAACUGUUAACCCCAGAUCACCAUGACCUUGGACAAGUGCAUGAUGCGAUGGCUCAAUGUUUUGCCAUGACAGGUCAAUAUGGGCUAGCAGCAGACCACUUGUCACUCAGUGUGACAUCAGCAGAAGCCAUGUUUGGUGUGAGCAGCCUGGAGGUUGCGAGAGAACUCCACAAGAUGGCAGAGGUGCAGGUCAGUGCUGGACGACCUGCAGAGGCCUUGACCUCAGCUACUCGAGCAUUGCAGCUGGCCAGGACCCACUAUGUUGAGUCCAGCGAUUGGGUGCAAGAACUGUUGUGCUUUCAGAUGGCCUUGAGCAAGCUCCUGGCCAAGUAGAUGUCCAUGGUAGAGGGGAAAGGAAAGAUGAAUAUGGAGGCAGUGGGCUUGGACUUGAUGGGACAGUUUAUGGCAUUGUGACAUGAUUGAACAUAUAAAUAAAUGUGAAAAUAAGUUUGA